Messenger RNA from Panicum virgatum (switchgrass), 1517 nucleotides. RefSeq names its product tRNA 2'-phosphotransferase 1-like. Gene Ontology annotation, molecular function: tRNA 2'-phosphotransferase activity. Gene Ontology annotation, biological process: tRNA splicing, via endonucleolytic cleavage and ligation. NCBI's taxonomy places the organism in Eukaryota, Viridiplantae, Streptophyta, Magnoliopsida, Poales, Poaceae. The transcript has 7 exons. The coding region runs from base 75 to 1223 and encodes 382 amino acids. The record is from RefSeq and is a predicted model, not a curated record.
AUGUCGACCGGGUCGCUCCCGCACCGCCGCACGCGUGUCUACCAGCUCCGACGAGCAGCCGCCGGCCCCCGCCCAUGAGGGCACUUGCGGCCGCCGCCUCGCCCCCUCUCCGCGCCCUGUCCCUCCUCCUCUCCCCCCGCCUCCCUCCUCCAAUCCCGCGCCCCCGGUUCAUCAUGAACCCUUCGCCGUCCUCCUCCUCUGGCGGCCACAACUCCAGGGCCCCCGCCGUCGCUUCCCAGCAGCCGCGCGGCGAUGGCGGCAGGAGGCGCGGGCGCGGCGGCGGAUACGGGGGCUACCGCGUCGACGCCCUUGGUUCGUCGUCCUCUUCCUCUGCCGGCGGCUACCACUCCAUGGUCCCCGCUUUUGAUUCCCUGCAUUUGCGGGGCGGUGCCAGCGUCUGGCGGGGAGGGCGCGGACGCGGAGACGGGAGGGACCGAAUCGACGCCCUUGGUUCGUCAUCGUCCUCCCCAUCUGCCGGCUACCACUCCAGGGCCGACGCCUUCACUUCCCCGCAGCCUCGCGGCGGCGGCGGCAGGAGGCGCGGCGGCGGCGGCGGCGGGCGGGGAGGGCGUGGCGACGCAAACGAGAGCGACCGCAUCGGCGCUCUUGGCCGCCUCCUGUCGAGGGUGCUGCGUCACAUGGCGGUGGAGCUGGGCCUGGACAUGAGGCCGGACGGCUACGUGCGGGUCCGCGACCUUCUCAGGCUCAAGCUGCAGUCAUUCGCCAACGUGCCACUCAGGUGCCACACGGUGGACGAAAUCAGGGAGGCCGUCAGGCGGGAUACCAAGCAGAGGUUUAGUCUGUUGGAGGAAGAUGGUGAGCUAUUGAUUCGGGCGAACCAGGGGCACACAGUAACUACUGUUACUUCUGAGAAUUUGCUGAAGCCCAUUUUGUCAGCUGAUGAAGUGUCAGUCUGUGUGCAUGGAACUUACCGGAGAAAACUUCACUUGAUCUUGCAAUCUGGCCUAAAUCGUAUGGAGAGGUUACAUGUACAUUUCUCAAGUGGAUUACCAUCAGAUGGAGAAGUAAUUAGUGGUAUGCGACCGGAUGUUAACGUUUUAAUACAUUUGGAUGUCAGGAAGGCACUUCAUGAUGGAAUGAAGCUCUACAUUUCAGACAACAAUGUGAUCUUGACUGAAGGUUUUGAUGGCAUCAUCCCUGUGAAAUACUUUGAGAAAAUCGAAACAUGGCCAGGACGAGCACCGAUACUGUUUCAAAGAUAAAGAGACCACAGUCGAAACUGAUGUAGUUUUUACAUGGCUUCUUUUCACAUGCUAAAAUACAUCUCUCCUGUUGUAUCUGUUUUUUUUUGCGAGGUAUUGUGUUGUAUCCCUUAAGACCUGUAUUCUGCAGCAAAUCACAUAUAUGGAUCUGUGUUUCCCUCAGUUACAUUAGCUGGUGAUUGUUUUGCCAUGCCAUUUUGUUAUGGCUCGACUCUGUAAGCUGUGCCAUUCAGCAUCUGUAAAAUGUCACCAUGAUACAGAUUCGUGUACUAAUUGCGUCUUGUUGCCUUGUUU